GCUCUGGCAUACAGUGUGGCCAUAGUGGUGAACUGACAAGAGCUACUGCGAGCAAGGCACGCCGGAGAUCCAGAUGGGCUGCAACGACAAGUGCGGGUGCGCCGUGCCGUGCCCCGGCGGCACGAGCUGCAGGUGCACCUCGGCGAGGAGCGACGCGGCGGCGGGGGAGCACACGACGUGCGGGUGCGGCGAGCACUGUGGGUGCAACCCGUGCGCGUGCGGGCGCGAGGGGACGCCGUCCGGGCGGGCGAACAGGAGGGCCAACUGCUCCUGCGGCGCGGCCUGCAACUGCGCUUCGUGCGGCUCGACGACCGCCUGAUCGAUGGCCGACGCGUCGACGCGCCACUAGUCGUGAACUGAUGCACUAGUAGUAGAGCUAGCUACUGAGUUAGCCAUAAAAAAGUGCCGCUGAGCCGUGACGAGUCAUAUGUGGGCGCGUCGUGUGUAUUACCUACCCACUCGCAUCAGUGUGUAAGAACGAAUAAAUAGUUUCUGUGAGUUAUUUUCUUCGUUCC
Molecule: messenger RNA, 515 nt
Organism: Triticum urartu
Lineage: Eukaryota; Viridiplantae; Streptophyta; Magnoliopsida; Poales; Poaceae
Product: EC protein III
Molecular function (GO): zinc ion binding
Source: RefSeq, a predicted model, not a curated record